AAUUGAUAUAAAUAACCAGUUGCUUGCGGUCAUGCGUAUUAUCCCAGUUCGUGUUGAGAACUAUACGAUACUUUUAGAUACUUUGCUAGAACCCAAUUUGCAGAUAUUUUGUGCGCAAAAAUGGAUUAUAUUAAAAAGGAUAAAUAUUCUGCAUCGAAUCAAGCCUGUCCUCCAUGGCAAACCAGAAACCGUUCACCAUUAAAUGUUCACCACAGAAGAAAAGAUGAAACUAGUUGUGAUAUGUAUGCAAGAGGUGCAAUUUGUAGGCCUGAGAGGAGACAAGACUUAGUUGCACGUCACAGGCCUCCAAGAUUUAAUUCAAGAGAAAGUGAAUGGCGGCCACCGCCGCAACAUGAUUAUCAUCUAAAAAACUCCCGACCCCCAUAUUCAUCUGAAUUUAACCGAAAGAGAUCACCCUCAAGAUCAUCUGGUUUGCAACACAGAGAUCCAAGAGGCAAUAUCUCCUCUCACGUCGGCAACUGUGCGAAUAUUCUUGCAAAUAAGACAGCAGAGAACAAUGAAUAUGAAAAUAUGUCUGUCCUAAAUAAGAAUUUGAAUGCAAAAAAUGAAAAUGAAAAUGACGCAAACUUGUCGGGCACCGAUUCAUCAAAUAUGGCUGAGUUUUCUGAGAUUGAAGAUCUGGUGGAAAAUCCAAUUAAAACUGUACCUGCUGUUGCUCAAGAAGUCCAGCAACCUGUUAUUUCUGAAACCAAAGAUUGUGGGUCACUUGAAACGGGCAGCCAUAUAUUAAGUGGAUCAUCAGACCAUCUUGAUUUAAGCGAUCUGGAGAAUUUCCUGGAUGAAGAAUUUCAAAGUAAUUCUCCUAUCCUGUCAACCAAGCAAAGCAACCACAGUGAACAAUUCUCCUCUAAAGAAGAUGACUUGCCUUGUAGUGUGGCAUCAAAUGUUUCAGAAGAUAAGAAACAGAGCGGCAAACUUAACACUCCACAAACUUCAGUUGAUUAUUCGUAUUUAUCGGAGAUUUUGGAUAAAUCUAAUAAACAAACACCUGGUUCUAACCAACCAGUUUCCAAGGUGAAAUAUGAACAACCUACGCCAAAUAAAACAUCUGUGACAGUUGAUAAAAAUCAGAAAAAGAAAAGCAAAAAAACGACAAGAUUCACAAAAAAAAGAUCAUCUACCUCAAACAAAAAGUGGCGGUCACCAAAACGAAUUUGUUCAAAAAGUUUGGAAGUGGAUAUAAAAACUGAAAACCCGGAUGCAAGCCAGAUAAAAUAUCCAAUGAACGAUAAACAGAAUUUGAGUCAAAGUAAACAAUUCGUGGAAAAAAGUGGUGGUCAGUUGCCAAUUUUAAAUUCCAACACUCAAAAUCCUAGUAAUGUUGCAAUGUCUUUAUCACACAUGAAGGAAAUUAAUGGUGCUUCUAAUAGACCUCAAGAAGUGGGACCACAAACAAAAGAAACUGUUAGAAAACCUUCAGAUACUAAAAAAUGUGAAAAUAAUGUGCAAAACAUUGAAAAUAAUGUUUCGCCCAAAAACACCACUUCCAACCAGCCUGUUAACCAGCCUAAUGACCAAGCUCCUAUGGAUGCUUCAUCUGGUAAAGCCAUGUUUCAGGAUAGUCAAUCAAGUCAUCAGUUACAAAGUGCAGAGCCAUUUCAACAGAGGGAAUCUAAUCUUCAGACAUCUAAACAAGCCACAAACCGCACUUCAAGGAACACUGAACCAGCUUGUCUUGACUUACAAGCAUUAAAUGCUGAUUAUGCGUUAAUGAACGAAUACGCACCAGCUGAAGACUGUGCUUCCUUAUAUCUCACGUCAAGGAAAGUUACAACAGGGAACGAAAACAAACCGAAUUCUGUUGAUCAUAAUCAAAAUAUUGUGAAAAGAAUAAACUCAAAAGUUGAUGAAAGUGAAAUUAAGGAAUCCCUUGAUCUUCUUGAGAUGUUGUUAAAGUUUAAUAAUUGCCCCAAAGUGGUGAUGGCAGCUGAUACAUUGCUUCAAGUUUGUAAGGAUUCUAAUAUUCAACAUCCCAGACUUCAUGGGAUGAUGAACAGAGUUAGUGAAAUGCUGGUGAAAUUCAACCAGUUAGAAUACUUGGACAAAGUUAUUGCUGCAGCUGUUGAAAGAAAAAUGAAACUACAAAAUCGAAUUAUUGUCGCGUUGUUUCAUUAUUAUGAAGAUAAUGGACUUACUAGGAAGAUUAAACCUAUUAUACAGAAGAUUUCUCAGCAUGCAUUGCUCAGCCAACAUCUUCUACGUAAUUUAAAAUGCCGGUUUUUGGACAAAUCUCCAGAAAAACAAAGUGAUAAACAUAACUAUGAAGACAGAAAUGCUGAAAAAUCUUUUAUCGAUUCAAAUAAAUAUGAAGUAGCACAUACCUCCACACGGAGUCAGCAGAGUGCAAAUCGAGGUUCGAAACGGAAAAACUCUGAUUCUCGUAACUAUUCUGAUCCAAAAAGUUCUGAAGCUCGGGAUAAAAGAGGAAAUUAUGGUCCACAUAAGUCAUUUCGCAAAUCCAAAAGCAUCGAUUCCGAAACCUUUGUUGAUAAUAAACAUAAACCUGAUGGAAGUAACACGGACUUAUCCAUGUUGUUGAUGAACAGAACAUCAAGACACAAAAGAAGGACACCAGGCAUAGAUGCAACAGACAAGUCAAACCUUGUGUCAAAGUUUCAGAGUGCGGCAAGCAGAGAGGAUUGGACGGCUCUUGGUAAAAACUUUGUCCAACUUUUAUUUCUGAUUAAUUCGAAGCAAACAGAAGAAGACAUGCUGCUUACAUUCGUUGGAAUAAUGUCCGUUAACAAAUUAUUUGACGCUUCAGUGUUUAUUAAGUUCGACAAAGCUGCAAGAAUGCAUUUCAAAGAUUAUAAAGACGUACAGAUACUCAACAGAUGUCUGGCAAGAAUUGCUAUAUCGCUUGUAUAUAACAGUGGAAUUAAGUUUGCUCAUGGUGUUAUAGAGUAUAUGGUUUCUACAAGUCUGGAUUAUAUUACCACAUGCCCUGUGCCGAGCAAAGAUUCAUCAAGUGGAAAAUGUUUUAACGCAAUCAAGUGUCUUAAAAUAUGCAUACAGAUGGAAGAUUAUAAGUUGGCUGUUAAACUUAUUAAAGAGUUUUUCAUAGUACAUCAUGUAGAUAUAAUAGGACCUGUACAAGGAAAGACAGUUUGUGAAUUACUAAAUCUGAUUGCGCAACAAUUACUCGAGUUACAUGACAUUCAUGAAAGCUUGAUUUGUAUUCAGUCAAUACCCCUCAAGUAUUCUAAAGGUAUGGAGGUGAAAGUCCUCGAACAGAUCCUGAAACAUCUCCUCACAACAUCCACAGAGGAGAACGUGAUCUCCUCUAUUCACAUCACGCUGGAUCAACUUCUCAAUCGAAAUUUUAUUUCAAAUCUUUCGCUCGUCCGACAAAUUAUAAAUAACGAAGGGGUGGCGAACGCAAACGUGCUUGAAGUUUAUAAAUACAUGGAAAACAGAGGAAUUUACACUUACCCGAAAAUAGAUCAAUUUCCUCACUUAGUUCUUAUCCCCCACACUAUGGGUCUUGUGGAAAUGUCGCUUGCAUUAUACAGGCAUUUGGUUGAACUGUCAAUAUUUCUUACUGAAAUUCAAGAAAAACUGAAACGUGAUCUUCCAUUGCGAAUUGUGUUGACACAUAAUACUGGAGCUUUGGCAGAUCUUUCUGAAAAUAAAGAUAAGAUGAAGGCGUAUAAUGACAGUGAGAAUCGCUUGGUUGAAACAUUACGAACAUGGAUGAUACCAGCGUUGAAUAUACAGAAGAAAUUUAUGAUGAAGCAACCUAACGAGGUAAUGAUUAACGUGGAUGGGUUAACAGUUCUACAAUGGAUGCUUACUAACACUGACUACCAGGAACAUGCUACACCAGGCCGACACCGCACACAAAACCAAACAACUGAAAAUAUUGCAAGUUCCGUGCUGUCUGUGCUUCAUGAUAUCAUUCGUAAGAAGAUGCCUUCUAUUCCAUGAACAAGUUAUCAAGAUGUUGGACACAAACAAAUACAGACAAUUUAUUUAUUUUUAUUUUAAAACAACAUAAGUUCCUUUUAUCAUGCACCUCAUUUCUUAACUACUAUGUUCUUUAUCAUGUUCUGUGAAAUAAAUUCUUUUCGUUAUGUUA
Messenger RNA from Ciona intestinalis (vase tunicate), 4099 nucleotides. The record is from RefSeq and is a predicted model, not a curated record. Lineage: Eukaryota; Metazoa; Chordata; Ascidiacea; Phlebobranchia; Cionidae.